Messenger RNA from Raphanus sativus (radish), 1584 nucleotides. RefSeq names its product interactor of constitutive active ROPs 3-like. Lineage: Eukaryota; Viridiplantae; Streptophyta; Magnoliopsida; Brassicales; Brassicaceae. Bases 1 to 1584 code for a protein of 527 amino acids. The record is from RefSeq and is a predicted model, not a curated record. The transcript is spliced from 3 exons.
AUGCAGACCCAAAAGGCAAGAAAUGGAUCUCCAGAUGUUCUCAAGAAGCUGUCUCCUCGUGCUGCUCGGCCACUGAAGUUAGCCGCGUUAGAGCCUGACUCUUCUUCAUCUCCUAUAUCAGCUAAUAACAGAACACCAAAGGACAAAAGUCCAAAAGUUACAGACCGUAAACCUCCACGAACUCUUGUCUCCGAGAAGAAGAGGCCAAGCAGAAUAACUGAGCUUGAGGCGCUAGUCUCUCAGCUUCAAGAGGAUCUGAAGAAGGCGAAACAUCAAGCCACAGUGUCUGAGACCUCAAAGAAGCAAGCAAAGCAAGAAUCAGAAGAGUCCAGGAAACAGCUACAAGAAGUUUCCGUUUUGGAGGAAGAAACCGAAAAAAACUGUCAUCGAAGUGUAUCUCAGGAAUGUGAUUUGGAGUUUGGUGGUAUUUCUGAUGAAAUGGCAGGAUUGGCUGCUGUUGUUCAGGAGAUCCGAGAACUCAAGCUUCAGAUUGAAAUGGUGGCUUCUUCCGAAGCUGAUCAUGUGAGACAAGCUGAGUUGCGUAACUAUGAGAUUCACCUUUUGAGGGGAAACUUAAUGGACACACUUUGUCUCGUAGAGAAUUUUAGGAACCUACUUAAGGACUGUGAGGUAACAGAGGCGGAAACGGAUGCUCUAGCCACUGAAACUCUUAGGCAAUUGGAGAGUGCUAAAAAGGCAGUUGAAGAACUGAAGUCAGAUGGCACGAAAGCAGUGGAGAGUUAUAAGAAACUGGCGUUGGAGCUUGAACAGUCAAAAUCGAGGAUGGUAUGGCUUGAAGGUCUUGUGACUAAACUGGGGGGUUUGGAAAACCACGAAACUCUGCUUGAAGACUAUGAAAGUUCAAAACUUGGGGAAUCAGAUGAUAUGAAGGAAGAAGUGUCUUCCUUGAGAUGUGAGGUAGAGCGACUAAGAGCAGCUCUAGAAGCUUCUGGUAAAAAAGAUCAAGAUGGGAAUGUGAAGGCUUCUUCUCGGUUAAGGAUACAAGCUGGACUCCACUCUGAACUAAAGAUAGCUAAAUCCGAGAUAGACGAGCUGAACGGGAGGUUGGUGGCUAAGAAUACAGAGCUAAAAUUUAUCUCAGAGGAGAAAGAUAACAACCUGAAACUGAUGAAGAACCAGAAAGAGACAGGUGUUGAAGCUGAGCUUAAGAUACUAAGGGAGGCGAUGGAGUAUCCGAAAGCGGAGUUGGUGGAUAAAGAGACAGAACUCAAGAUCGUUUCAGACGAGAACGAGACACUGAUCCACAAGAAGGAGACAGAUGCGCUCAAGAAGCUAGGUAUUACAAUGGAAGAGGAUGACAAGAGUAGGCAGAGAGCGGUUAGAGUCACUGAGAAACCAGAUGCACCUCAAGUGUCAAACUCGGAAAUGGAGACAGAACCAAGGAAGCUCAAAGUUCAAUGGAGAGAAUCUGUGGAAGCAGCUACCGCCAUGCUCUCUACGGGAAACAACUAUAAUCAAACAAACUCUCCUUACUCUAAGGAGAUCGAUGAUCAAGUGACAAAGAAGAAAACUGGGAAUGUACUAAAAAAGAUUGUUGUUUUUUGGAAGAAGCCUCGGAAAUAG